UCCAGACAGUGUCAGAUGACUUCAUCGUCUCUGACAGCGUUUCCACGAGAGUGUGUUGAAGAGAGGGGGCGGGUUCCUGACUGCAGUACAAAAAGACAAGCCCCCAUCGUUUCUUCAGACUCAAGCAGCAGAGCUGAAGCAACAGAGACCUGCUCUUUACGCCUGACAACCACCGUUAAAAGUAUGAUUUGUGUGUCCGUUUUCCUGCUGCUGACCCUGACCAGAGCGGGGCUCGGCUCCCUGCAGGAGAAGCAGAAUGACUUUGGCCUGAAGGUCUUCUCUCAGGUGGCUGAGGACUCCGUGGAUCAGAACCUGGCCUUGUCGCCGUAUGGUGUUGCCUCUGUCAUGGCCAUGGCGCAGCUUGGCGCUGAUGGAGACACCUACAGGGCCUUGACUGCAGCCAUGGGCUUUUCUCUGAGAGAUCGCGGGAUGCCUCGGCAGCAGCGGUUCCUGCAGCGGGACCUGGCCAGUGAGGAAGGGGUAAAUAUUGCCAGUGGGGUGAUGGUGGAAAGAAAGAUGAGCCUGGAAAAGGGAUACCGCCGGGCCCUGGCCAAGACCUUCCAGACCUACCCCCACCAGGUGGACUUCACAAAGUCAGACCAGGCUGUCAACAUCAUCAAUGCCUGGGUCUCUGACCACACUGCAGGUUCGAUCCAGGACUUCUUGGCAUCUGGAUCUCUGAGUGAUGAGACCCGCAUGGUCCUCCUGAAUGCCCUCCAUUUCCAGGGCCUGUGGAAGGUUCCCUUCAACCCCAAACUGACACAGGAGAGGAUGUUCCACUGCGCCAACGGCAGCAAGGUGCCAGUACCAAUGAUGAGACUCACAAACCGCUUCAACUAUGGGGAAUUUGUGACUUCUGAUGGGGUGGACUACGAUGUGAUUGAAGUGCCAUAUGAGGGCGACACAUUGAGCAUGCUGCUGGUGUCACCUUUUGAGCACGAUGUGCCACUGGGCAUGCUCAGUGCAGAUCUGAGCAGCCAGAAAAUUAGGCAGUGGAGGUCCGAGAUGAGGAAGGUCAACCGGCAGCUGGCCAUGCCGAGGUUUUCUCUGAACUCUGAAGUGAACAUGAAGACUGCUCUGCAUAAGAUGGGACUGGGAGACAUGUUCAACCUGGCCACUGCUGACUUCACACGGAUAACCUCUGAUGAGAGGCUCUGCGUGUCCAAAGUCCUGCAGAGAGUAACGAUUGAGGUGAACGAACAAGGAACCAAGGCAGCAGCUGCCACAGCUGCCGUGAUGUUCUCUCGCAUGGCCGUGGAGGAGAUCAUACUGGACCGACCAUUCCUCUUUCUCAUUCAGCACAAGUCCACAGGUGUCGUUCUCUUCAUGGGUCACUUCAACCAACCGGAACAUCAGUGAUUUUCAUGAUGAACUGCUGUCGUCCCACUGUGUGAGACUCCUGCUGCUCAGAACCUCGUGUUAAGGACCCGACACAAGACCUGCAGGACUCAGAAAACUCUACGACUCCCCCGAGUUUUCCUCAUGAACAACAGCUGAAAGGACAUUUGUUCAACACUGACUGAGACUUCGACGAGAGUUUGUUUGUUUACUGUUAUUUAUUUAUAUGAAGGUUUAUUUUU
Messenger RNA from Oryzias latipes (Japanese medaka), 1580 nucleotides. The record is from RefSeq and is a predicted model, not a curated record. Lineage: Eukaryota; Metazoa; Chordata; Actinopteri; Beloniformes; Adrianichthyidae.